AUGAAUUCCGAGGAGUUCUGGGGAAUGCACGUGCAGAACCUAGGUGGCACCGCCACAAACCCGCAACACACAUACAAAUGGCCCCCAUACCCCCAGUCGCCCGAAGUCACUCCCGGCGUAGCUCUACAAGAAUACGAUGACCGUGAAAAGUUCCGGAGAAAGUUUGCCAUUGCCGCCUUGAAAGCUGGAGUACCGGUACCGGGGCAUCUCUCCCCAGAGGGUAGAUACGAAGACGUCAUGAUGAUGCCAGAUACCGGAUGCAUCUCCGGACAUUUUGAUAAUGGGGCCAUGGUUGAUACGGAGAGCAUCAGCAUGGUCGGUGGGUACUUUUCGAACCCGUACUUCUCGCAGACAGCAGAGAUCCAUAGUCUGCCGUCGAUGCCUGCUGUGCGGCAGAGGUGGCGAUGCUCGGUCGAGGGUUGCACGAAAAAGUUCAAGUCGAAGCAGGCUUUGAAAUACCAUAAUGAAACUGGGCACGGUAAAAACGACCGGGAAUGUUCUGGCUGCGGGAAGGUUUGCAAGGGCGAUAAAAAUCACAGGAAGCAUGUUGCAAAGUGUCUACCUAGAAAUUAA
Molecule: messenger RNA, 573 nt
Organism: Morchella sextelata
Lineage: Eukaryota; Fungi; Ascomycota; Pezizomycetes; Pezizales; Morchellaceae
Exons: 2
Coding region: 1-573 (190 amino acids)
Source: RefSeq, a predicted model, not a curated record